This is a messenger RNA of Penicillium lagena, 1161 nucleotides long. RefSeq names its product mitochondrial 37S ribosomal protein mS35. Bases 1 to 1161 code for a protein of 386 amino acids. The transcript is spliced from 2 exons. Gene Ontology annotation, molecular function: structural constituent of ribosome. Gene Ontology annotation, biological process: mitochondrial translation. Gene Ontology annotation, cellular component: mitochondrial small ribosomal subunit. NCBI's taxonomy places the organism in Eukaryota, Fungi, Ascomycota, Eurotiomycetes, Eurotiales, Aspergillaceae. The record is from RefSeq and is a predicted model, not a curated record.
AUGGCCUUACCACUGCGGUCAAUGGGCCGCCCGGCUCGUCUGCUGGCCUGCAGAGGCCCAACGACUACCGCUACGCGCUACUUUUCAGCCUCUCCCUUCCGCUUUAUGCCCGAAGACCCGGUCGUGCCACAGCCACCCCCAGAUCCUCAAGCAGAAGAUUUCCCUUCAAUGCCCGAGUACUCGCCCGAUCGGCUCUCCAAAGGGGAGCGGUCUAUGUAUGACAUGAUGUCGCCGGAAGAACGAGCCGCCUUUGAUGAGCAGAACCGCAACAUGGUGGCAGAGUUCAACGACGUGGGCAAGCGGAAGGCCAUGUUUGCGGAGCUAGACAAGAAAGUCCGCGACAUUGAGAAGGAAGAGGAUCUACGGUUCGAGGAUAUUCGGACCAAACAGCGUGGAUUCUGGGCCAAGUAUGACGAUGACGAGUUCGCCCAGGUGGAGGACGGCGACGAGGAGAUCCACGACGACGAAAUCACCUCGAUGGCCCAUGCGGAAUUGGAAUUGCACCGCGAGAUGCGAGAAUAUGCCCGCAUCACGGCAUGGGAUAUGCCAAUGCUGAGCAAACUCGCAAAACCUUUUACUCUGCCUCCUAACACCCACAUCCUCCGCUUCCGCUACACCACAUACCUGGGCGAGCAACAUCCCGCCGAGCACAAGGUCGUUGUGGAACUCGCCUCCCAGGACCUGGCACCCAAGUACCUCACCGAGGCCCAGCGGCAGACCUUCUUGAAGUUAGUGGGUACGCGCUACAACCCGCAGACGGACAUUGUGAAAAUGUCCUGCGAGAAAUUCGGCUCGCGCGCACAGAAUAAGCGGUAUUUGGCGGAUGUGGUCAACGUACUUAUCAAGGAGGCCAAGGAAGGGGACUCCUUCGCAGACGUGCCACUCGAUCUGCGUCACCACAAGCCCAAGGUCCGGCCACAGUUCCCAGAAUCGUGGAAGAUGACCGAAGAGCGCCGGAAACAGCUGGCGGCACGGCGCGCGGAGCGAUUGAGUUUGGAGCAGGAGCAGCAGGCCAUUGUCGAUGGCCAAGCUGUUCUCCAAGAGGCUAUCCGGACCCUGCCGUCUUUGAAUCCUGCUUUAAAGGCCAAGGCUGAUGCGGAACGUGAGAAGGUCGCGGUCAAGGUUGGCGGAUCGCGUGCACAGCGACCGGUUCGUCGGUGA